This is a messenger RNA of Orcinus orca (killer whale), 10828 nucleotides long. It is a transcript of the gene FAS, whose product is annotated as Fas cell surface death receptor. Gene Ontology annotation, molecular function: protein binding; tumor necrosis factor receptor activity. The record is from RefSeq and is a predicted model, not a curated record. The coding region runs from base 316 to 1320 and encodes 334 amino acids. Lineage: Eukaryota; Metazoa; Chordata; Mammalia; Artiodactyla; Delphinidae. Gene Ontology annotation, biological process: negative regulation of apoptotic process; activation-induced cell death of T cells; regulation of stress-activated MAPK cascade. Gene Ontology annotation, cellular component: external side of plasma membrane; CD95 death-inducing signaling complex; membrane raft. The transcript is spliced from 8 exons.
CCAGGCGUUCCGCAGCAAAGCUUCCUCCUCCAACCUCGGCUCCCCCCGCCCCCGGGCCCGGGGACCUUUCUUUAAGUCUUUUCGGGUCUCUCAGAAGAGACACGCAGGUGCUCGGAGACGCUGCUGGAGAAAGAGAAAAGCGCUACCGGAGUAACUGUGCGUGAGCGCCCCGGGGCGGGUCCCGGCGGGAACACUCUCUCAGGCUGGCUGGAGCGCGGGGAGGGGCCCGGCGGGGCUGGCACUUCUCACGGGGUGUGUGACCCGCUCGGGUGCCAGUUGGAGAGGCUCAUUCACUUUGGCGAUUGCUCCACAGCCAUGUCCGAGAUCUGGGUUCUCUGGCCACUGAUAUUUACCUCCAUUGCUGGACCAUUGUCUAAAGGUGAUAAUGCCCAUGUGGCUGAUAGCAACUCUGAGAUGCUGAAAUUGAGUAAGAAUAUUACUAAAAGGGAGAGCUGCGAUGAAGGCCUGUAUCGUGAGCACGAAUUUUGUUGUCAGCCGUGUCCUCCUGGCAAACGGAAAAGUGAUGAUUGCAAAAUUGAUGGAGGUGAACCAGAAUGUGUACUCUGUGCAGAGGGGGUGGAGUACACAGACAAGAACCAUCAUUCUUUUAACUGCAGAAGAUGUAGAGUUUGUGAUGGAGAACAUGGCCUAGAAGUGGAAAAAAACUGUACCCGGACCCAGAAUACCAAGUGCAGAUGUAAACCAAACUUUUUUUGUAACGUAUCUCUGUGUGAACACUGUAACCCUUGUACCACGUGUGAACAUGGAAUCAUUGAGAAAUGCACACCGACCAGCAACACCAAAUGCAGAGAAGUUUUCCAAUCUACAGGAUCCAGAUCUAACUUACACAGUUUAUGGGCCCCCCUGAUCCUCAUUCCAAUAUCUGCACUAAUAUACAGGGAGGUGAAAAGACGGCGCAGGAAUAGAAAGAAUGGUCACCAGAAAUCUAUAGCCUCAAAUACUGUAAAGACUAUUCUCUAUUUUUCAGACAUUGACUUGGGAAAACAUAUCAUUAGUAUUGCUGAACAAAUGAAAAUAACUGAAGUUAAAGAAUUUGUUCGGAAGAAUGGUAUGGAGGAAACUAAAAUAGAUGAGAUCAAGCACGACAAUCCCCAAGAUACAGCUGAACAGAAAGUCCAACUGCUCCGUAAUUGGUAUCAAAGUCAUGGGAAGAAAGAUGCAUAUUGCACUUUGAUUAAAAGUCUCAGAAAAGCCAAACUUCAUGCCCUUGCAGAGAAAAUUCAAGAUAUAGUCCAGAAGGACAUUACUAGUGAACAUGAAAAUGCAGACUUGCAAAAUGAAAAUGAAAGCUUGGCUUAAAGUGAAAAACAACUAACUCAGUUCUAAGAAUAUACUAAAGAAAGAUUAAUGUUCGAAUAAGUUCUGGGUAGCUGCAAGCUAUAAAUAUUGCUUGGCUUUUUUUUUUUUACGGGGUGUGUUUUCUUUUUUCAUUUAUUAGAUUUGUAGAGCUAAUAUGUUUACAGGCUUUGAGCAUCUCAUGGUUCUGCCUUCAAGGAUGUUUAAAAUCUAGCUGGGAAGACGGACACAGUUAAGAGUAAAUACAGGGGCAUGUCAAGUGCGCAAAAAAGAACGUAUGCAAAGGACAAAAGAUUUCAGAUCAUGUUCAAGUAUCUAACAUAUGAUUCUGUAAGUAUGAAUGUAAUUAACAUAUGUAAAUACAAAUGCCUAUCCACAGGCUGACCUCAUUCCAUAAAUCAGUAGAUGUGAUCUUUUGUUGUCCUGUCACAAUCAACUGGCUCUAAAUUACCUCCCCAGCUCCACUGAUAAUUCUAGAGAUUUUACCAUAUUUGUAAAUUUUGUUUACAGUUUUGAGAGGAGCGUACUCAGGGAAAACUUACACAUACAUCUGAAUGUAGACUAUAAUAAAGUUCUACCUCAAAGGUCUUUGCACAGAUUAUUGGCAUUUCAUGGUGAAAUAUUUCAAUUUUGAAUUCACAUAGAAAAUGCAGACUCAGUUAUAAUGCUUGGCUAUUUUAUAUUUGUUUGUCACUUUGGAUCAAAAUAAUCCACUUCUUUCUCAGGUGUCAAAACAUUUUGAUCAGGAAAGAAUUACUAGAUCAUUGGCACCUCUCCAUUUUCUCCUUGAUGUGCGUCUUGGUGGCCUGUGCACCCCCAGACUUGGAAGGACUGCCUAAGAAACACUUAACUGAUUCAUGCAAAGCUGGGACUGCCCUUGGAAACACCUAGCUUAGUUUGGAGAGACUAACUGGUCUUACGGAAGGUAGCUUUGUGGCAUAGCACGAACCCAUGUCUACCACCAAAGCUGAUAAGGUAGAUUCUUAUUUUGCUCCACCCGCCACAAAAUGUUCAGUAACUCCCCAUGUGUUCUCUCUUGAUGCAAAGGCAGCUUAUACAGAGCAAAAGUGAAAUCAUGUCAGGUUUCAGGAAUUGCUCUUGUUAUUUCCUGUAGCUUCUUAGACAAACAAGCCCCUUUCCCCACUACCACUUCCUUACUUUUACAUUAAACACUUUUGAAAGUUUAUACUAAAUGUGAAUGUUAAUAAAUACUAUUAAUAUUUAUAUAGUUGUAAGCUGAAGACAGUUAUAAGCUGAAACAGAUACUCAGAACUACCUAAAGAGCUUCCAUUGAGGGAAGGUGUUUUCCUCUUAUGUUUGGAAAUAGAAAAUAUAGGUAAAACUAUUUAAUUAAAAUCAUGUUUUUGGUAUCUGUGGUUAUCUCUUUUUUUGGUGGGGCCUUGCUUUUUGUUUUUGUUUUCUUUUUUCCAUCUAUUGCUAAAUGUAACCUGUUUAUAAAUCUUUCAUCCUUCCUUUGGUCUCUUAGGAGGUAUUUCCUUUUUAAAGCCCUUUAGUAGUUAAAUAAUUUCCUCCAUAGGCUGUUACUCUCAAAAAUACCCCUCUCCUAAACACGUAAUUAGUUAUUAUGUGAGGAUUUACUAUAACAGGAUUAUAUAUCAGGCACUGAACGUGUGGUUAAGAAAGUAAAUAUUUCAAAGGGUUGGUUUUACUGGUAAGAAAGCUAAAUUGGGGAUUUUGAAAUAAUCCUUCCUGCAUACUUUCCAUUUCUGGCUACGUAGUGACCACUGGACUAUCUCUCUUUUUUAAAACUUAAUUUUAAUAAUAUAUUUUGUUUAACCCAUCAUUUCCCAAGUAUUAUCAUUUCAAAUGUAAGCAGUAUAAAAACUAUUAAUGAUAUAAUUUACAUUUUUCUUUCAUAGUAAAGCCCACAAAAUCUGGUUUGUAUUUUAUUUAUACUUACAAGCACAUCUCAGUUUGGACUGGUUACGGCAUUGAUAGUUCAGGUCUAUAUCUUUGUUAGGGCAGAUCUGGCAACCGUGAGUCUAUGGCUGGUUUAGCCCUACUACUAAAGUCCAGUACUCUCUGUGGCUUUUCAAUGGGAUCUCUUCACUCUGGUUGGUUGGAGCAUCAACAGUCUGCUACUCCUAUGUCAGCCUUGGGAAUUGUUCUGCUUACAGCACCUGUAGCUGUUCUUUGCUGGUCUUGGAGUCUUAUCCCUGCAUGUGCGCGUAGUAUCAUCCAAAGACUCCAGAGAAUCUCUGUACCGAUUUCUGGAACUCUUUUUCUGUGUAGCUUCCUUCUUUUCAGUAUUCUGUUCCGAAAAGCCUGGCAGCCUCCGCCUCCUAAACUUAACCUUCUGCCCCUCAACUUGACAAGAUGACUGUUCUCUGCUUAGAGUUCCUCCGGUACUAGGAUCGGGAAAGGGCUUGUGGGCAGGAAGGCUGAGUGGUCAUAGAGAUCACCUCCUUAGUUUCUCUUUUCUGAGGGAUAGUCCGCACUAUCUGUUACCUGGUUUUCUGGUUCUAGACAGCAGGGGGGCAAGUCUGAUACUAGUUAAUCUUCACGGCCAGAAGCGGAAGUCCUACAGGCACACCUCAUUUUAUUGUGCUUCGCUUUAUUGCAUUUCACAGAUACUGUGUUUUCUACAAACAGGUUUUGUGGCAACCUUGCAUCGAGCAAGUCUAUCAGCGCCAUUUUUUUCUCCAUCUGCUUACUUCAUGCACAUUUUGGUAAUUCUCGCAAUCUUUCAGACUUUCUCAUUAUGAUUAUAUUUGUUAUGGUGAUCUGUGAUCAGUGAUCUUUGAUGGUACUGUUGCAAAAAAAAUUACAACUUGCUGAAGGUUCAGAUGAUGGUUAGAAUUUUUUAGCACUAAAGCAUUUUUAAAUUAAGGUAUGUACAUUUUUUUGACAUAACGCUAUUACACACUAAAUAGACUGCAGUAUAGUAUAAACAUAACUUUUAUAUGCAGCGGGCGACCAAAAAAUUUGUGUGACUCGCUUUAUUGCGAUAUUUGCUUUAUUGCGGUGGUCUAGAACAGAAUCCACAGUAUCUUCACCUUGUACUUUGCAAGGUGAAGUUGAGUUAGAGAACAUCCUGUACCUAUUCUGGUAAGUUCCAAUCCGAGAAUUUCAGGUUCCUUUGGGAGGACGAGGGAAGUUGAGAAGGUCUUGGGACUUGGUGGUAUGGCUUUUUCCCUCAUAGUUUCACUUGAGUGUGACUGUUCCCAAUAAUCACAGCCAUGAUCCAGAGCUUGAGGUGGCCCUUGGUUCAAGAUCACCCUUAUUGUGGUGAACCUGGUCUGGUCCUCUUUGUGGCGGACAUCCUGGGUAAGAGUGUCACCCGUGAGCUGUAGAAAAAAGGUUAUUUGUAGAAAGAGGUUGUAGAUCAUAUGGUGAGACUUGCUUACUCAGACAUCUUGGUCUUCCUCAUUGGUUUGCAUACGGAGUUCUCCCAACGUCGAUUUGAUCAGAAACUUUUUAGCUAUUGAAUCAUCAGUUUCUGUAGAGCUGUCUGGAUAAGGUAUAUAAUCAAUGCAACUUAGAAUUUUGUCCAUCCUCGCUCCUGAAAGGUAAUGUAUCUGAGUAUAGAAUUUUAUGCCAGAAUACUUGCAGUUUUCCCUCAUCACUUUGAAAAUGUUAAUCUACUGUCUUCUUACAUUUAUCGCUGCUGAUGGAAUGUCUGCUGUUGGUCUAAAUAUCAUUCCUUCAAAGGUAAUGUUUAUUUUUAAAUUCUGAUACGUUUUAAAGUUUCCCCUACCUUUUCCUUGGUGUUCUGCUGUUUCACUACAACGAGCUUUGAUGUAGAUUUAUUUUUACUGAACUUAUUUAAUAAGAGUAAAUUUUUAAUCAGAAAGAUAGGGCUGUAGCUUCUGUCCUGUCUGGAAAAUUCUCAGCUAUUUUCUCUUUCAGAAGAGUUUCUUUUGAAACUCUUAGUAUUAUCUGGCGAAGCUUCUUGGCUUAUUCUUCAGGUCUCUUACUUUUAUUUUUUUAAUUUUUUAGUAUAAUUGUCUCUAUAUAUUGCAUUUGGGGGAAUUCCUCUUCAUUCUCUUCAAAUUAACUCUUUUCUUUCUUACUAAUCAGGCUGGAGUAUUACAUCCACUGAGGUAUAUAGUUCGUUGUCUACAUUUUUCAUUCUUAACAUUUCUAAGGGCUUCUUUCACACGUUCACUUGUACCUGUUUCAUUUCUGCUUGGUUUUCACUGGCAAUUUAUUAGAGUUCAAUAGAUUUUAUUCUACCGUCUAUCUCUUUCAGGAUCUUACAGUUAUUUUAAAGUCUGUUUUAGAAUUGCUUUGUUAUCUUAACCUUAACUGCAGUGAUUUCAUGCUGAUUUUGUAGUGUGGCUUUUCUGGUGUGAUUUUCUUCUUGUAUUUUUGAACUCUGUAGGUUCAUCUUGAAUAAUAGAUUUUUUUUUUUCUUAUUUCUCUUCACUCACCUCUAUCUAGUAGUUUUGUGGCUUCUUUUACCAGGGCUUUCAGAGUCCCCAGUUCUGAGCCUGGAUUUAUAGAUGCGUUUUGCAACUCACAGCCCUUGGUGACACUGGGGCUGUCACAUAUUCAGUCAUGUAUCUGGGGGCAGCUUGGCUCAGUUCUAUGUCAUGAGGUUGUGCCUAGGUCUUCCCGGAUCCCAAGCCCCACAGCAGCAUAUAAGCCAUAGUCCCAGGCAGUGUUUGGCAGAAGUUCUGUUUAGCUGUCUUUCACCAGUCAGAAAGCUCUGCCUCAGUCCCCGAUUUUAAGAAGGGAGACUGGCUCUUGUCCUCUGCCUCAGGUGGGCCCAUUUAUUCUUGGCUAAACCCAGCAGCAAACUCUGCUUUCCUUCCAGGCAUUGAUCUCACAAGGCUUUGGCUUCUGUCCAGGUCUUUAAUUAUCUUGCUGUUUUCCAUUCUUCUAGCAAGGAAGGAUUUCUUAUUCUUUAGCCCGGCUGUGCCUUUUAGUUUUCCUUUUAAAAUGUGUUGUGUGUCACUGCUGUUUGGUCAGAUUGAGAGGCGGUGGCCCUCAAGAAGUGCACUUACAAUUCUAUAUUAACCCCAAGGCCCCAAUUUUGUCAUUAGAUGAUCAGAAACAAUGUUUUGUUUUACAUUUUUAAGUUACAACUAGCACUCAAGUUGUUUUCAGUUACAUAGAGGAUUAAUUAAUUAAUUAAUUCAAAUAAAAUAAAAUAAAUAAAUAACAAGGCUACACUUUGCUCUCAGUUGGCCACAAGAUGGCAGUGUUUCUCCUAGUACUAACUGCCCUCCUUGUAUAAAAGACUUAUCCCUACCAAAACAUAUCCCAGUCAUCUCAUAUUUUGAUUCUUUUUUUUUUUUUCCUAGUAGAGGCCAAGCACAGCCUGGAGUAGUAGGUCAAGACGCAGUCUGGAAUCAGGCAAAUCCAAGUUCAAUUUCUGGCUCUGCCACAAACUAACUUACAACCUUGAACUGAACAUCUCCAAGUUUCUGUUUCCUCAUCUAGAAGAUGAAAGACACAUCUGGCUUACCCUUCUUGUGACUUGGAGAGGAACAAGAAGAAAAUACAUGGGCAAGUGUAAUAAAUUAUAAUGUACUAUGGAACGAGUUGUUAACUAUUAAUGUGCAUAAGAAUCACCUGAGGAAAUUUUGAAACUGCAUAUUUCCCAGGUCUUGCUCCCAGAGAUGUUCCGUAGAUCCAGGGCCGUGCCUGGGAAUGUGCAUAUUACCAAGCACCCUUGAUAAUCAUCAUGCUGAAGGCCCUUGGACCGUAAUUUAAGAAACCGCAUUAUACAAAUACAUACGAGUAGAAAGAGAGAUUAAGGCACAGAAGUUAUUCUUAACUCCCUUUGUAAUGGCACGUAUUAUUUUCUAUUUUGAAUAAAAUUUUAUGAAAUCCCCUCUCCUCAUAGAUUAAUCAAAGCAGAAAUAUGCAUUUUGUUCAUCCUUUCAUGUUCACAGCAAGUAUUUGGAAAUAUUUAUUGUGUGAUAAUCAGAUCUAGGACAGUCUGUAGAGCAUCCCUAAAAGUUUUACCCCAUUUAUGGGUAUAUUUGGGUAACAGGACUUGACAGACUCAACAGAAUUGUCUUAGCUUUGCUUUUGGACUCCCAUGGGCUUAUCUUUGCUUCCAAAUAACUGACCCAGUGCCUUCUGGUAAUGGCUGGAUCAUGGGCUUCACCCUGCCGAGAGAAGCAGAUGUGCAGGAAGUUUAGCAAUGAAGUUUCAGGAAUCUCCUGGAGUGCUCUAUCACUAUGACUAUCACAGACCACCAGGAUUUUUUGACCAGUACUGGCAGCAUUUUCACAAUUUCUACGCAAAGCCUCGGCCCCCCUACUCUUCCAAGGAUACUCCUCCAGUGGGCUGUUGCCCCAGCAGAGAAGGUCCCACUCAAAGGAUGAACAGAGCAGGAGAGCUAUGCAGUCUGGCCCCUUGGGUGCGGGGCUAGGGUGGGAUAGCUCAGACAUGACAACCCCAGCACCUGGACGUGGGUGUUUCUAGUUUCACCUUAGGCAACAGGAGAUAGCGAAGUUUUCCGAAAGGGCUAUAGAAUUUUGCUUCACUUGGACCUUGUUCAGACUUCACACUGCUACAGAAAGGAACGUGCUUAAACAGAACUACAGAAUUUUUAGUCUUCUAGAAAAUCCUUGUUGAGCAACUGUUUUUGAGCCAGCACCAUUUUAAGCCUUUCACUAAAAUGUUAAUAAAAUAUCCAGAGACUCUGGAGCUGAGAUUCUAACAACAGGAGACACACAAUUAACAAUAAGUGGACUUGGUUGCACUUGGUCUUUGUAAGGACCAUUUGUUGAAUUGGUGGAACCCUGAAUCAGUAAAUGAGGGGGGAUCUCAACGCAGCACUUUCCACACCCCAUCCCGCCAAGUCCUUGUGCAGAGUACACUCUGCCCUUGGGCAUUUUCUUCACUCUGCCAGCUGUUCUAGGGAUUGACCUAUGCCUCACACCUUAGUCAUCUUUUCACUGAGACAGGACUUCUUAAGAACACAGCAUUUGGAAAGUCCCUUUCUUCACCCCUCCCUUUUUGUUUUUAAUUGAGAUGAAAUUCACAUAAGAUUACCCACUUGAAAGUGUACAGUUCAAUGGCAUCUAGUACAUUUGCAGUGUUGUGCAAGCACCCCCUCUAUCUAGUUCCAAAACAGUUUCAUCACUCCCAAAGAAAACCCUGUAUCCAUUAAGGAGUCACUUCUCCCCGUCUUCUCCCUCCAGCCCCUGGAAACCACCAGUCUGAUUUCUGUCCCUAAGGAUUUAACUUUUCUGGACAUUUCAUAUAAAUGGAAACAUAUAAUGUGUGGUCUUUUAUGUCCAGCUUCUUUCGUGAAGCAGUAUUUCCAAAAAACAUUCAAGUGAAGUUGCAUAUUUUAAUUCUGCACAGUCAGAAAAGGAAGUGUAAUGCCAGCUAGUUCUUAUCUGAUAGUAACAAUCAAAGGCUUUUCUGAUUUCUUCAGCUUCAGAAGGUGACAUAUACAAUGAUUGUCAGACUUCUAUUUUCUAGGGCAAGUUUUCUUUGGGUAAAGAUCUAGAAUAACACCUGAAACUAACACAACAUUGUAAAUCAACUAUACUCCAGUAAAAAAUUUUUUUUAAAAAUCCGGAAUAAGGUGACAAUGGUAAUAGCUUUGAUAGAUCAUUUCAUAGCCUUACCUCAAUUUCUGCCCUUACUGUCAAUAAGAGCAAAUGUUUCAGUAGGGAAGUUCAGUGAAAUGUUUUCCUGCAGGGAGUGAGGAUGGAGGGUCUCAGAUGUGGAGAGCUUCGAGGUAGUCUUACUCUUCUAUUUAUGGAGAAAUAUCAAUGGGCCCCUCAAGAAUCCUUUUCAGUUUUAACUCCAUCAAUGCAUGUUAUUCCCAGACUUUGAGGUAGGUAUUAUUACACCCAUUUUAAGGAUGAAGAAACUGAGGCUUUAAGAAGCUAAAGCUUUGUACAAAUGUAUACAUCUUUCUGCUGACAACUGAGACUGAGUUUUUAUACUCUAGAGAAAGUUCUAAAAUAAUGAGCAGUGUCAUUUCCUGGAACUCUUAGUACCCUCACCAGAAGCCUAAUGAACUUUCAUUGAAAACCAACAUGGGUCUGACAUAAGAUUUAGAGUUAGAUGAGAGGGUGCCUGCCCCCACCUAGAGAAGGCUCUCGGUGACACUCAGUAAAGAUGACCAGACCAGGCUGAAUUCAGCCAGGUAUCCUCUAUGCCUCAUACCGCUUUUCACAAACUCUGUGUGUGUGUGUGUGUGUGUGUGUGUGUGUGUGUGAGAGUGUGUGUGUAUGUGUGAAUUCCCUAUUCUGUUUCAAGUCUACCAAAGGCAGUGGUUCCUAAUGAGAGCUAUAGUAGCAUUCUUUGUUUCCAUGUGAUGCUUUCAUGAUUGCUCCUGACAAAAUGUUUGAGAUGGCAGCUAACUGGCUUUAGAAGCACACACAUACACACAGACCUUUAAUAUUACCCCUUGUUAACUCAAGAAAUAUAUAUAUUUCAGGAAUAUAUAUAUAUUCUUGAGUUUAUCUCAUGGUGGAAAUAUAUAGCAGAAAACAUCUAUACUAAUUAACUAAAUAAUUUCUUCUCUAAUGAGGGAUAUCAAGAAAAAAGUACAGGUGCUAUGAAUUGGUGUAACAGGGAAACCUAAUCUAGACUGGGAUGGGGCUAGAAGAUUAGGGAAGGGCUUCUCAAGGAAAUGAUGUCCGACUGUGUAUUUUUCCAUAUCUAAAUGUAUCUCUAUAUAGAUACGAACAGAUAUUCAUGAAAAAUUAAAACAUGAUUACCUCCGGGCAGUGAGCAUUGGAAUGAUGUGGGAUUAUUCUUUUGCACACACACACAUAUAUGAAACAAAAGUUAUUUUUUAAGGCAUUUCCUAUGCAGAUAAAGUACAUACACAUUUGUUGAAAGUUAGGUUUAAGCACCAUCAAAUCAAAAGCUGGUUUAAUCUCUGCUGAUUUUGUAUCUUUGACUUUGUAACUUUUACUAAAUAAGGAGCUAUUUGAUGUUCAUAGAGAAACUUAGGAAAUCUCAGAUGUUUUAUGUUUCCGAGAAUUGGAUUGCAAAAUAGGUAUUACAAACUCAAAUAAUGACAGUGUCUGCUGGACCCUAAUUGAAGCCAUCACACGGGGCUAAUUUUCCUGUAACACCAGGCAGUGAGCCUUCUUUGUGACGAACUCACUCAGGUCACAGCACCUUUGCUGGGUGGGUAUGUGAAGGAGGCUACUGGGCAGAGUUUCCAGUACUCGGGAGCUUGCUGUCUUGUGGGAAAGACAAGCCAAUCACAUAAAAGCACAUUCUGAGUGCACAUGGGCUGCAUUCUCUUAUUCCUGCAAAUAACCCAAAAUGUCAGGCAGGACAUAUUGACUGUGGUCAUUUAAUCUGUAUGGUAAUGAGGGCACAUGAAUCACCUUGUGGGGUGAGUUUAAAACGUAGAGGACUGUUCUCGUGUAGAUUCUAAUGCGGAGGAGCAGAGCUGACAUCUGAAUUCCUAACGUGGUUCCCCAUUAGUGAAUUCCAGUGAAGACCCCCUGAGAAAUACUGACCUAGAGGACCUGUAGAUGGGCUUCAAGGAGCCUUGAAUCCUCUAAAAUUAUGUAUUAAAUUGAGGUUGCAUGUAAAUUUGUCUAGGAAA